AUGUUAAACUACACGAAUUGGAUGAUUUUUCCGAUGGAUCAGAACGACGACGUUAUCUACAUUCUGAUCCUGUGGACUGUCGGCAUUAUCGUGAUGCUUGGUAUGGCGCUUUUCGGGAUCUUGGCCGUGCUGCAUUCGUUGAAAAAGUACCAAUCGCUGCUCAGCUCGAAGAGCUACAACUCACACCGCCAGUUUCUCACGUCGCUGGUGAUCCAGGCGACUUUCCCGUUUACCGUAUAUUUUCUGCCGGUCAUGGUUGCAAUUCCCUCUGAAUUUACAUCCAAGACGGGGCUGAUCAUCGAAGUCGAGAUACCCGGUAUGGAAAUGUACCCUACGAGACACGACUUCCCUAAAGGAUCAUCCUCGCUGCGACGUUUCUACAGUACCAUAUUCAGGAAUUUUUGGAGCUACGAGUCGUUGUCGAUAAAAUUCUAUGCAGCAAAGAGAGACGAUAUUCGGAAGUUGCUAAAUAUUCUCAGUUCUCCAACGUGGAAGACAGCAUCUCUGUGGGGAGGCGGACGCUUUGGUUUCUACAAUGAAAGUGAUUUUCCGGGCGAGAAAGACGUCUACGCUUGGGCAAAUGCAUAUCCGAGACUGGCCUUUUACGGUUUUGGCAAAGGUAUCAACUUCACGGCUCUCGUCUUGAAGAAUUUGCAGAAAUGGGUAGACGGGGCUGAAAUCACCCACAGUUUUGCACAAUUCCACGAUGGCCCAUGGAAUUUUCCCUUCAUCGGCAAGAAGCAAGAAGCUUUCGAAAAGAAGUACAACGUCCGGAUUGUUAUGUGUGAAAAUUCGAGCGCAAGUAAAAUGCGAAACAUUUGGUUUCUACGGCUCAAUAAGCCCGAAGAAGUAGUGCGGUUACGGUAUGAUUCGAAUAGAUGGUUCUCCAUAAAAACGCAGCCGCCGCCACCGGAAAUCAAGUACGAGCAACACCAGCUCGGCAUCAUCGACAAAACUGAUAACUUAAAAGUGACCACGCUGAAGUUAGGGGAUUGGAAAUAUCAACGCACUAUGGAAGCUGAAGAGCCCGGAGGUGCACCGCUGAUCUCGACGAUAAGCCACCGUCCUACCUUCGACGACGUCAACAGCCUGAGGCAUCUUCAAGGACGAUUACCGGAUUUAUCCUACUGUAAAGAAUUUCGGGAAAUGUGUAAA
Messenger RNA from Mesorhabditis spiculigera, 1155 nucleotides. Lineage: Eukaryota; Metazoa; Nematoda; Chromadorea; Rhabditida; Rhabditidae. The record is from the annotation of a GenBank genome assembly.